Messenger RNA from Anastrepha ludens (Mexican fruit fly), 7294 nucleotides. It is a transcript of the gene htk, whose product is annotated as AT-rich interactive domain-containing protein 4A. The coding region runs from base 340 to 7158 and encodes 2272 amino acids. NCBI's taxonomy places the organism in Eukaryota, Metazoa, Arthropoda, Insecta, Diptera, Tephritidae. Gene Ontology annotation, molecular function: transcription cis-regulatory region binding. Gene Ontology annotation, cellular component: nucleus. The record is from RefSeq and is a predicted model, not a curated record. Gene Ontology annotation, biological process: regulation of transcription by RNA polymerase II. The transcript is spliced from 6 exons.
UUCUAUAUUUUCAUCAGAGAACGUUGAUUCGCAACAAAAUAUCAGAUAUUCCCCAAAGGGUUUUAUCGUCUCAGAUAUUUACAAGUAAAUUUAUUAAAGAUUUUUUGAGCAAACUGGUGUUAACUCGACUGUAAUAAAAUCUUUAUAAUAUCGAAAGUAAUAGUGCGGAGGUGGAGACUAAAUGAAGCGAUUUUUCGCUUAAUCCUAAAUAGACAUUUCGGCAGUCUGUGCAGUGAGAUCGGAGCAUUUUUGGUUCGUUUUAGAAAUGCUUAAAAAUUGUCCGCAAAAGUGGCGUUUGUAAGCGAUAACUUAAGUUUUGAACGUUAUUUUCUUCAGAAAAUGCAACAAGUGGACACAGAUCCACCAUCCUUACCGGUUGGUACGGAGGUAAGUGCCAAAUACAAAGGAGCUUUUUGUGAAGCAAAGGUUAGCAAAGUUGUUCGAAAUAUAAAAGUGAAAGUCGCCUAUAAACAAGGUCUAGGAUCGGGAAUUGUCUCAGAUGAUUUAAUAAAAACAGCGCCCGGUCAAUUACGUGUGGGUGCCACUGUUGAAGUACGUCAUCCUGAUCGUAAAGAUUUAAUAGAGGGGACAGUAACAAAAAUACAAGAUUGUUCACAAUACACCGUGGUAUUUGACGAUGGAGACAUAACAACAUUACGUCGUACUGCUUUAUGUCUGAAAAGUGGACGCCACUUUAACGAAAGUGAAACUUUAGACCAACUGCCUCUCACUCAUCCUGAGCACUUCGGAAAUCCUGUGGUUGGAGGACGGCGUGGACGAAGACGGGGUCAAUUAAACGACGACAGCUCUGAUGAAGAAGAUGAAAGUGACACUAAAGAAGUUGUUAACGAAAAGGAAGAACACAUUGGCAAGGUUGUAUGUGUGGAAAUGGAGACAAAGAAAAAGGAUAAAGAAAAAUGGUUCCCGGGCCUAGUACUGGCCCCAACGGCACAAGCGAAUGUACGGAUUCGAGUAAAAGAUGAAUAUUUGGUGAGAUCAUUUAAAGAUGGCCGAUAUUAUACAGUUCCAAAAAAAGAGGCAACUGAAUUUACUCGCGAAGUAGCAGUAAAACAAGACGGCCAGGCAGUACAGGCAGCACUUGAAUAUCUAGAUAGUGGAGCCUUACCUCCACACUGGGAUCGUGAAUCAUUAUUUGGGCUUAAUAAUUCUUCCAGUGAAGGCGAAGGAGAAUUAGAAUCUGACUCGUCAGAUGAUGAACCGCGCGAGGAAAAAGAUCGUUUUGUAGCACAACUGUAUAAAUAUAUGGAUGAUCGCGGAACUCCAUUAAAUAAAGUGCCCUCUAUACAAAAUCGUGACGUUGACUUAUACCGCCUAUUUCGAGCAGUGCAAAAGUGUGGUGGAUAUAAUCGUGUUACUGCAAAAAACCAAUGGAAGUCGAUAGCAAUACGCCUAGGCUUUACAGCAGUAACAGUAAGUGUUACAAAUCUGGUGAAACAAGCGUUUAAGAAAUUUCUUCAACCUUAUGGUGAAUUUCAUCGCAAGCUUGGGUGUUCUAUGCUAAUGACACCCCGUAAUUCUAGCAGAAGUAAAGGGCGUAGUUUGGUACGUGCAAACUCUGUAGCUUCACCGAAACCAGUUGAAGUGAAUAAAGAUAUUCCAAUUAAAUCUGCAAACAUUAUCGCGACUACAUCCUUUUCAUCAUCAGCAUCAUCUUCUUCUAGCACCCAAAACAUCAUAGCUUCUCCUGUUGCGCCAUUAACAUCAGUCGAAGUAGUUGGUGUUGCGACAGCGUCAGUCACUGAGGAGUCAGAAAAUACAAGCGAAUCAAGUUUAGAUAAUAUGAAGAACAAACGAAAAAUUUUAAUCGGCAAAGUUAAAGGGCUUGUUGAAAAAUAUGAAGAGAAAGCAAAAGAUGAUUGUGAUGUUCCCUUGUCUAAAAUCAAGGCAGCUGUAGAGUCGUCACGCUCUGAGGACAAAGACAAAGUUGUAACCGUGAAGGACAAUUCUUGCACCGCUGUAAGUUUGAAUUUUCGGGAAUCUUCUCCUCCAGCUACCAGUUCUGCGAAUAAAAAGGAUAAAUCACAAAAAAAGCAAACUCCUCAAAGUGAUGAUAAGCGGAACAAGCGAAAAAAAGAUGAUACUAUCGAAAAAGUCGAUUCUGGUGAUUUUAUUGUUGAGGUUGGAGACAAGUUGAAAGUUUAUUACCAUGAGAAGAAGGUAACAUAUGAAGCAAAAGUCAUCGAAAUUUCUGUUCAACGUGGCUUGCCGAUGUAUCUAGUUCAUUAUACCGGUUGGAACAACCGCUAUGAUGAGUGGGUGCCAAGGGAACGCAUCGCUGAAAACAUAACCAAGGGCUCAAAACAAAAGGGACGUAUGUCGAAUUUAAGUUCCGCCGAGAAACAAAAAGAUAAUCCUUCAAAACCACCCACCGCCUCGUCGUUGGCUUCCUCAGGCUCUCCAAAUUCCAUCAUAAAUGCAUUAAGCAGCACUUCGAGUUCCACAAAGAUGUCGGGAUUAGCAAAACGCGGCCGUGGUCGCAGUGAUUCGCUGCCUCCUCGUUCUACUACACCCUCCUCAGUAGCAUCCAACUCCAGUCGCACAAAGUCUCCUGCGACAGCUGGUCUGAAAAAAAGACCAAUCCGCACGAUGACAAAUUCGGCUCGUCGGACCUCAGCUAACGUUUCCGACGUGUCCUUACAAAGUGAAUCUGAAACCGAUUCUGAUGAGCCAGUCCGUCGACCAACACGCGGCUCUAAAGAAAUUGAAUAUAAAUCGGGAAAUUUAAGUGGUAAAGGAACAAUCAAGAACAAACAGUCUGUAUCUGCUGGAAAUAGUCAGUCAGAUACGGAUGACGAAGGUGAAGAGUGUGAGUCAUCAACAAUUUUACGAGCAAAAAAUAACUCCUCAAAUAGCUUAAACUCCAAAGGACGAAAUUAUGAUCUGAGUCAAAUACGUUCAGAAUUAACGGGAUUCCCAGGGUUGAAGUCACCUUCAUCAUCAUUAGCAGGGGACGACGAGAUUUUGUCAGAUAUAAAAAUCGAAGAACCUCCGAAUAAGGAUGAGGGUAUUUUCGAUGCUAAAGAUAUUUGUAUUUCUGAAAGUAAAACGAUAGCUGAAUCAAGUGCCAGAGUAUCAACAGGGAAAAACGUGGUGAAACAAGAUCUAAAAGAAGAAAAUUUAAAAUCUUCUACUGACAUGUCUUCGGAGACAGAAUCGUUCUGUGAUGACGACUCACAAUCUUCGGGUAAAACCACGACCCUAGAAAACAUGACAAAAAAAUUUCAACAAAAAAUAAAAGCAGGCAAACAACAAGCAUUGGAAAAGCUUUCAUGUGGAAAACCUACGGUAGAACGCGUACCAAGAGUGGUGGAGAAAAUAAUACAGGAUUCACUGGCAGAAAAACUCCAAGAAAGCCUUAAAACUAAGCCAGAUCUUAGGCAAGAGGAGAACUUAGAGAAAAGUAUUAGUGAAACUGUAAUAUGUAAAUCUGAUACUGAUAAAAAAGAAGUAAAUAAAAUUACUUCUGUGCAAACAACUGAAUCACCACAAAAGGGAACUUCAACUAGUCAGGUACGGUGCAGCAGUGCCACAAACAACAGUAAGAUAUCCUCUGUUAUUCUGGAAAAAACAGUAAGCUCUGUUAAGAAAACAGAAUUUGGAAGCUCCAAAAAAGCUGACGUAAUCAGAAAGGGUAUAACAGAGUGUUUAGAAUUGCAGUCGAAGAAAAAUAUUGAUCCUUUGCUGAAAGAAGUAAAUAAGACUGAACCCUCUGCAGCUUGCUCUCCAUCCUCAUCUUCUUCAUCGUCAUCGUCAUCGACUUCUACGUCAUCGCGAUCGUUGCCUGACAUGAGUAAGCUUGAUAUUAGCGGUGGAUCUUCAUCUUCCUCAUCGUACACAAUUUCUAAUAAAGACGCGAAAUUGGUAUCUGUUACAACCAAGGCGACAUCACCCGAUAUAUAUGAGUUCAAAGAUCCAGAACCAUUUGAAUUGGAAAUACGAAAACUGCCAACUACCAACACAAACGCCUCUUCACUGAGUUCAGGUGCAAUAAGUGCAAGUAGUGUGGCAGCAAGUCCUCGAAAGCAAACUCAAAAAAUUACAAUGCAACAAGUGGUUGUUAGUGACAAGCAACAACCAUCCCAAAGUCCAAUCGCUGUCCUUGUGAAUCGGAAAAAACGCGGUUCACCAAUGAAGGAAGCUCCUGUGGAUAAAUCCAAGCUUUUGAAAACUGAUGAAAAAACUGUUGUAAUUUCAGAGGCAAAAUUGAUUCAAAUUAGUUCCACUAUUUCAAACGUAACAAAAAAUAGCUUAAGCGGUCAAUCAAAAUUGUUGACAUUAAACCCGAUAUCUUCUAAUCAAGGCAACUCAGCGUCACAGAAAACCGUUGACGUAUUAACAAACACGCCAUUUGAUACGUUGCGAAAAUCACCAAACUUCAAUGUAAACAUGAACGCGUUAAACGAGGAGCUGGCACAAACAGUGCAGGAAACAACCAGAGCACUAACUGAUGCACUAACUUUCCAAGCACCAAACGUAUCUUCCUUGCAGGAAGUCACUGCCGCUCCUCCGAAACUUGAGUCACCAAAAGAAAAGGAUAUUGGAGCCGUGGUUACUCCUCCUCGGAGAAGUACUCAAUCAAACGUUCCCACAUUAGUUAGCCCCGUUCCGACUGUAGCCGGUAAGACCGACAUUGGCAGUCCAUUUGUAGAAACCCGUAAAGAUCUGAGCAACGUUUUCGAGCUGAGUACAAAUGAAGGAUCAACCUCAAUUAGCGAGUCGAAGGAUAAUAAAUUUGAAUUCGAGAAUGCAAAGAAAAUGCUUUCUGCAACCGUGUGUGCGUUCGAUUUAGACCCCUCGAAAUACGAGAAUAAACCGACAUCUAUUGCAGAUAAACUUUUAAAAGCAAUCAGUCAAAAAAAAGAGGAGGAUAAACAUAGAGUAGAGCCUAAAAGUGAAAAAGUAGAAGAGGGCGGAGUUUUAAAAGAUUCAAAUACAGUGAUUGCAAAAAAUGCAUCAGAUGGAUUACCUCAAGUUGGCAAUUCUUCAGUUGAACCAUUAAAUAUUAAUACCGAUUUGGUUGGAUCUUCCGUCAGUUACUUAAGUAGUGGAAGCAGCUUGAGUAUAGAAAAGAUGCCCCUCAUAUCUGUUUCAAUAAAUAAGCCCGUAUCUCUUUCCAGUCCCGAACCUAAAUUAGGAAUACUGGAGUCGUUUACAGUAAAAAAUAAUGACUUAACAGAGACUAUACAAAAGCUUGAAUGCGCUAUUCAAAGAAAAACGCCGGUAGCUGGACUUUCGGUUACAACUACACCGACAUCGAGCUUAGCCCCAAAUACAUUUUCCGAAGACUCGAUGGAUAGUACCGAUUCAGAGCGCCGACUUGUAAUAGAGGACGUAGCAGAAGACAUAUGCGACAUGCUUAAAAGCCCUACUGGUUCGCAGCAUAUUGGAGAUUUAAAAGCCUUACAAACAGGUGUAGUGCCGCACAAGAUAGGUAUUGCCAUCAGUAAAGAAGUGCCAAGCAACCUUACUCCACAUACGGGAGUUCAGACUCCAAUACCUUUGAAAGCUUUACAACCAAGUCGAUCACAACCCUUUAGCUCAUCAGAGUCGACCACAACAUCGACUGUAAACAUAACUCCAACAAUAUCAACACACAGUGUUUCGCAAAGCAGUCUGCAUGUGGCACCAACCGAAAAGCCCGAUCAGGAAGAUCAACAAUUUGAAAGUCAGGAAACACACAAAGAGCACAAACAAAAGCAGCAUGAUACUGUCAGUUCGAGUGUAGAAAAUAUUCCAGAUGUAGGGUCAUGUUAUAGUGAAUGUAUUGGGUCAAGGAUUAGUUUCAGUUCUAAGCAACUUGAAAGUGCUGAAGUGUCAACAAUGAACACAGUUACAAUUUUAAUGACCAGCUCAAAAACUUCAAAGCACCAAAAUCAAAGAGCGGCCGAUGUUGUACCGAUUUUGGUUCCGGAUAUUCCAGUAUCAGUUGUCGUGGCCUCCGGUGCGGUGCCAUCAAUAAAGGCUGCAGCUCAGGCUGCAGCAACAGCACAAAAUCCCACAUCAGUAUGUAAACUAACCUUACAACCAGACCUUAAAGUCAGUACCAUUACGGCUACUAAACCGUCUUCGACUUCAAUUGUGACCGGCUCCUCUCCUGCAGGCUUGGGUUUAGAGAAAAAUCCUGAGGACAAGGUGAUUCAGAAUGAAGGUACAAAUAUUAAUGUAUCAACGGACUUAACUCUGAAUACACUUGGAACUGUUGCGUUUUCACAAUUACCGGGAAUGUCUUCAAAUUCAGGAUUUUAUUUGGAUGCUCGCACCGUAUUACGUCCAGAAGACGGUGUAAAACCGAUUGCAGACAGUCAGCGGACAAAUCCUGAAAUGGAAUUUUUAAGUGCCAAAGAAGUUAGAGGAGUUUUGUGUACUGAAGAAUUAACGUCUAGUUUGAGUGUGGACGCCAAUAAUGAUUCUAUAAAUCUGCUUUGCGAGGAGACAAUCCCAGGCAGCCCAGCACCUGCUUUUGGAGGAAAAGAAGAACCUUUAACAACACAGCUAUCCAUGGAAAGUAAUUUACUACUAGAAUGCGACAGCAAGGAUUUAGUGAGUAAUCAAAUUCCGGACGACAUUACGAGAUCAGGUGCUUUGAUUGCUCAUAAUAACAGUUCUCCAAAUGAUUCAGCAAGUCAAGAUGAGAGUAGUGAAGAAAUAAAAAAGAAUUUGGAUAUCGAAAACGAGAUAUCGCCAAGGAAACGACGACGAACUAGAAAGCAGUCGGAGAUGGUUACCAUGUCAGAACAGCAUACAAAACGACGAAAACAAAUUGGAUGCUCGAAAAAAAUUCCAGUUAUGUUAGAAAACAUACAAUUUACAGCUGGUUCAGACAGCGACGAAAACUCGGAUGGUAUAUCGCAGCGUACCACUGUUUCAUCCAGACAUCAAUUUCAUCAACUUCAACAACGGCAGACGUCAGUUGGAACUCGGCCUUGCCCCUAUAAUUUCUUAGUGCAAUUAGAUCCCAACAUAGGCUCCGACCAGUGCAUAGCAAUUUUGUUAAAACAGAUCCAAGAAUUACGUAAAACCUACAAUACAAUAAAAGGUGACCUUGCGAAUAUUGAUCGAAGACGCAAAAAACUGCGACGGCGAGAAAGAGAGAAAAAGCAGCAAGCGCAGAACCAACAACAAACUAAGAUUACUUAAAAAACACUCGUUACCGAUGAAAUAAAAAUGGAGAAAAUAAAGAUUGUCAUUAUUAAGAUAAUACAAAACCACAUUUACAUAUACCGUUUUUGCUUUUGUAAAACAAAAUAUUUAAUUAAAUUUAUAUAUGUGCAUA